Messenger RNA from Prorocentrum cordatum, 2580 nucleotides. Lineage: Eukaryota; Dinophyceae; Prorocentrales; Prorocentraceae. The record is from the annotation of a GenBank genome assembly.
CAUCCAGCGGCGCGCCCUCCCUGCCCGUGACCUGAUUGUAAAGCCGGAACCCGCCGCCGCCGCUGCCGCCGCCACCGCCGCCGUCGUCGUCGUCGUCGUCGUCGUCGUGCUGUAGCCGUUUUGGCUCGAGAAUCUCGUGCCCGAGUCCGGCAGCACCCUCCUGGGACAAGAAACAUCGCUGCUCGUCACCGGGGGCGUGGGGACAUGAGUACCUCUGCCGCGGGCGUCGAGAAUGCGAAGAAGCGCUGCAGCCACGCUGGUCUCUGCGCAAGGUUGUGGCAGGGCCUGAGCGGCGUGGUGCACAGAGCGCUCGCAGUGCUGGUGGUCCUUCUGACUUUGGGCGUGAUCGUAGCCGCCAUCGCGGGCGGUGGCAAGGGGUCCCUCAAAGAGUGUGAGGACAAGGUGGACGCUUACGUGCGCAUGGGGCAUCUGGACGCCGCGGAGGCGGCAGAAGCGCACCGCGGCAUCUUCGCCGUGCAGGUCGUGGCCAUGGCGCUCACCGCGCCAACCGCGUUCAGCUUGCUCGCUUUCGCGGCCACGAGUCACAUGCGCAGAGUUGCAGAGUACGCGGCUUGUCUGUGGUUGGAUUCGACCGCUGUCGCGGUGUACAGUUUGCUCCAAUGUAACGGUCUGAACGGGGAGCUGUUCGCCAUAUUGAGCGCUAAUCUGAUCCCCCUGAGCAUGGCACUAUUCUGGUUGCUGCUGCUGCGUCAGGUCAGGGCCUUGGAAAGAAGUUCAUGUCUUGAUCUCGGCUCCCUGCGCCUUCGCCGAAGUAUCGUGGCUAUAACAAUAUUCGGCACGUGCGCGUUCAUCUGCAGCAGGUUUGCGCGUGGACCUUCGGGCCAUCCCGCGCGAAUCCUAACGGGCACUUUCGUCUGGCUUGUAGUGUUGUCGUGCGUGAUGGGGAUGGUCGUGUUCAUGCGCGCAUACUGGUGUGUGCUGGCGAUGGCGCGCGAGACGCAGCGGCGAGGGGUGGCAACCGAGGAGACCCGAAACGUCCCUCGGUUUCUGAUAUUCCAGAUGGUGGGAUCAUCCAUGGGGAAUGUGAGUUCCUUCGUCGCACAGUUGAGCAAAAUGUGGACAUCGGACCUCUCUUGGCCAAUCUUGGGGCGUCCCGUGGACGAGAGGACGCCCGAAUUCUUGAUCGCGGUGCAGGGUGUAAUUUUGGUCGACACUACGCUGAACGCCUUUGCCGCCCUGGCCCUUAGUGGAGCUUGCUUCGGGGCACUCCGCGGAGGCUUGUCCACGACCCGCUCGGAGCGUCAGCGCCAGCGCACUUGGAAACAGUUUUCCGCGGAGUGGGAACCACGCGCCGACAUGGACUGGAACGCCAAAGUCGAGGAGUUGGCCGGCAGGGGCUUCACGCUGCAGGCGCUGCUGGAGUUCUAUUGCAGGCUGGGCAACGACGUGAUGCCGUACUUCGACCCUUGGAAGCACACCACGGAGGACGUGGUCCGAGGCGCCAUCAUUCCGUUGUCGGCAGAACGCAAAACAUCUAUGGCUGAAAUCAUGAUGCACCACAGCCCUGUGCAGCCCAACAAGAUGGUGACUCACAACUGGGGGAACAUAUUUACCGAUUUGGUUGCGGCUAUUGUGUCAGAUGCUCUUUCCGAGGUGGAGUAUUGCAAGGUGUCGGCCCUGCUCAUUCACGACAUCGACACCCUCAUGAGCUGGGUUUCCCAGUCAAAAGUUGGAUCUCGAACGUACUGGGUGUGCGCCUUCUCGGUGAAUCAGCACACCAGCAUCUGCGCUGCGUAUCUGUAUUCAAGGAGGGAUUCCGUGACGGGCGAGCACUACCCCCUCUGCCCGUGCGGCCUGCCAAAAGCACUCAACACCGCUCUGCCUCUUACGAGCGAUGGACAACGCUCAUCUCCCAGGCGGCAGAGUGUGCGGUGUGAGAUGGAUAAGUUUGAUCAACUGAUGAUGUCUCUGUCAGCUGGCAACAGUAAGUUCGCCCAGGUGGUUGCAGUUGACAAGCGCUUCGACAUCUUCAGCCGGGCUUGGUGCGUGGCCGAGAUUGCUGCCGCCCACUCAGCAGGCAUGUCCCAGUCGCUACAGCUGCCGUCCCUGGCCCACCUGGAGAAAAAUCGGGACGGACUCGUCGACCUGAAAAUCAGCAGCGCGCAGGCCAGCAUGCCAGAGGACAAGGAGGUGAUCUUGGGCCGCAUCCCAGACCUAGACGCAUUCGACCGCAGUUUUCGAGACUUGUUGUUCGGGCAGCUGCUCCCGUCUUGGUCGAGGCUCGACUCGUGCGACCACAUGCUCCAGGCAGGGCGAAUCGCUCGCUGGCAGAGCGUCGCGCAGAAGCAUUCUGCUGUAGCCUGGCACUUUAGAGUUGAUGACGACGAUCUAGACUAGGAAAACCCAGUGUAUCUGCAAUAGGUUAGAGCACCGACAUCCCCAGUUCUUCUUUGAUCUUCUUCGGUCCUAGACGAAAGCGUCGUAGACGCCCCCGAAGACCCCUUUGCACGAUUUUUGUUGGGUUAUCUACCAAAUAGCGGCAGGUCCCGCGACCAACCUUCAGGGAAUUCCCGACAUAUAUGUACAUAUGUAGGGAUUGUCUGAUUCACUCCUCCUUCU